AUGUUGGCUGGUGUGUGGGUGUCAAACGGAGCUGGACGCGGCGGCGGCUCCGCGGGUUCUGGUCGCCCCCACGUCUCCGGCGCCGCCGGCGUCUGCGGCCGUGCACGCAGGCCGGCCGGGAGGAGCGGAGUGCUGGAGAUCAAACCUUGGGCUUCCCGCAUGCAUGGCAAGUGUUCUACCACUGAGCUACAUCCUCGACUCCUCUCCCUGUUUUAAGGCCAGCUGCCUAGAAACCUUAAUUCCAUCUGCUACCUGAAUUCCCCUUUGUCACACAACUGGGAUUAGGAUGUGGACAUCUUUGGGAGGCCAUUGUUCCAUAUCGGUCGCAGUUGCUAGCAGGAGAAUCAGGAGAUCUCACAUUGUGCUCCAGACUUCCAGCUUCAUUGACGAAUCAGAAGGCUUGGCAGCCAGGGACCGGGCUGUUGCCUGGCAGCAGCGGGUGCCUUCUCUGCAGAAUCGUCACCCAGAGUAGGCGUGCAGUAGCAGCCAGUCUGUGCCCCUGGGUCUGUCCCAUCUCUGCCAGCAAGUCUCUGAAUCCGCCAGAAAUCUCUGAAUGUUGCUGUGAAUGAAAGGCCCAAUUAACUCAGAUGUGCAGGUCACUGUGGAAGAUUUUAAUCCCUUGCUGCCCUGAGAGGCUUUAGAAGAUUUCUUAGCGCUGGUCAGAUCAGUGAAGAGGUCAUGGCUUCCAGCCCUUCAGACUUGAACCUCAAGAGGAGGAAAUGACCGUCAGGGCACUUGCUCCGGAUCUGUUUUAAAGACUAAACUUUGCGGGGCUCAGACUUGCCCAGGACAGAAAAUUGGCUUUUUCUGAAGGGCUUUACAUUGUUCUGUAACUAGGAGAAGAAAAAUGACGACUUCAUCCAUUAGACGGCAGAUGAAAAACAUUGUGAACAAUUAUUCGGAAGCGGAAAUCAAAGUCCGGGAAGCCACCUCCAAUGACCCCUGGGGCCCCUCCAGCAGCCUGAUGACGGAGAUUGCGGACCUGACCUACAAUGUGGUGGCCUUCUCCGAGAUCAUGAGCAUGGUGUGGAAGCGGCUCAACGACCAUGGCAAGAACUGGCGCCACGUGUACAAGGCGCUGACGCUGCUGGACUACCUCAUCAAGACCGGCUCUGAGCGGGUGGCCCAGCAGUGCCGCGAGAACAUCUUCGCCAUCCAGACCCUGAAGGACUUCCAGUACGUCGACCGUGACGGCAAGGACCAGGGUAUCAACGUGCGUGAGAAGUCAAAGCAGCUGGUGGCCCUCCUCAGGGACGAGGAGCGGCUGAAGGCGGAGCGGGCCCAGGCCCUCAAGACCAAGGAGCGCAUGGCCCAGGUGGCCACAGGCAUGGGCAGCAACCAGAUCACCUUCGGGCGAGGCUCCAGCCAGCCCAACCUUUCCACUAGCUACUCGGAGCAGGAGUAUGGCAAGGCCGGGGGGUCGCCCGCUUCCUACCAUGGCUCGCCCGAGGCCUCGCUGUGCCCUCAGCACCGCACGGGGGCCCCGCUGGGUCCGAGCGAGGAGCUUCAGCCACUGAACCAACGCCACCCUUUCCUGCCGCACCUGGGGCUGGCCUCCCGCCCAAAUGGUGACUGGUCCCAGCCUUGCCUCACUUGUGACCGCGCAGCCCGAGCCACCUCCCCGCGGGUGUCCUCCGAGCUGGAGCAGGCCCGGCCCCAGACGAGCGGAGAAGAGGAGCUGCAGCUGCAGCUGGCGCUGGCCAUGAGCAGAGAAGUCGCCGAGCAGGAAGAACGGCUCAGGCGGGGGGAUGACCUCAGGUUACAGAUGGCCCUUGAAGAAAGCAGAAGAGACACAGUGAAAGUUCCAAAAAAGAGAGAGCACUGCUCGCACCCGCAGCAGACUACUCUGUUGGACUUAAUGGACGCCCUUCCCAGCUCAGGCCCUGCUGCCCCAAAAGCAGAGCCCUGGGGCCCAUCAGUCUCCGCCAACCAGAACAACCCCUGGGGCGGGCCAGUGGCCCCAGCCAGCACUUCGGAAUCCUGGUCAUCAUUUGGUGCCAAGCCAGCCACCUCUGUGGACCUGUGGGGAGUGGGCAUCGGAGCGCGCACACACUCCACCGCCAAGGGCUCAGACCCCUGGGCGUCCCCACAGCCCCCUGCGCCCAGUGCUGGGAAAGAUUCUGACGCCUGGGUGGCUGCCUCUGCCUCUGGGGCCUUGGAUCUCUUCAGUAAUUUGAAUGGUACAGUUAAAGAUGACUUUUCUGAAUUUGACAACCUUCGAACUUCAAAGAAAACAGCCGAGAAGGUCACCUCCCCACCACCUCAAAACAAUGGCGCUGCCAGCCCUGAGUCCUUUGACGCUCAGCCCCUGAGCAGCUCCUCGAGCAAGCCCAGCAGCGCCCGGAAAACACCUGAGUCCUUCCUGGGCCCCAACGCCACCUUGGUGAACCUGGACUCCCUGUUGACAAAGCCGGCCCCGCCAGCCCAGUCCCUCAAUCCUUUCCUGGCACCAGGUGCAGCCGCAGCUCCCGCCCCUGUCAACCCCUUCCAGGUCAACCAGCCCCAGCCACUGACCCUGAACCAGCUGCGGGGGAGUCCAGUUCUUGGGACCAGCAUGGCCUUCGGGCCUGGCCCAGCCGUGGAGCCCUUGGCCGGGCCCUCUGCAGCCUCACGCACAGCUCUGGGCUCCAGUGGUUCCUCCCUGGCGAUGAACAUGGUGGGUGGCGUGGGAAUGCCCUCAGCGGCAGCCCCGGCUACCGGCACCACCAACCCGUUCCUCCUCUAGUGCCUGGGCCUGGGACCUGAGCAGACACAUGGCCGGAGUGGCGGUGCACAGAAGGACGCCAAGCAGGGGUGCUUGUGUGACGAGUCAGGGGCAGGGGCGCUCAGGCUUCCGGUCACAGGCGAAUCCAGCCACCCCACCCAGCGCCACUCUCCUGCCGCCUCCCGUGGAGACGGGCUUGGCUCUUGGUGGCAUGGGACAAGGAAGUGGUCAGUGUCGCCCUGGCCCUGGCCCUCCCACAGAGAGGGUCCAGACCCCACUUCUGCCCCACCGAGACUGCAGACUAGACCCUGGCCUUUGGGGCAUGUGCUUGUGCAUAUUCUCUUCUCUCUGACUCCUGUGUGAGUCCAGAGUCAGCGCCAGCCCUCGGAACUCUGGGAUGAAACCCACUAGAGCAAGCUUUAACUAAUCUGAGCAUAACUCUGCCAUGCGGCUCUAUGCUUGUAUACGUUUGCACAUAUUUUGUUUAGUACAGUUUCAUAUUUGAGUUUGCAAAAUUAUCUAAUAGUCUUUUUUUGGCUAAUAUUUUUAUAACGUGGUUCUUAUUUAACUGUCUAGUUUUGAUAGAAUUGACCAGGUCUGGCUGAAUUUAAGAUUUUGGCAUGUGUCAUGUCCUUGAUAUAAAGCCUCUUAUUUAUGGUUUUAACUCUGUAAGAAAAUUUUAAAAGGAAGUGACAAAAAAAUGCCUUAUGAAAAAACUAAAGCAAAUUCUUUAUAGGGAAAAAUAUGGGAAUUGAUUAUACAGAAACAAAACUACAACAGCCACAAAAUAAUUUCCAGCCUCCAGUUGCCUUUUCCUUUCUUUAACUCCAUUUUUUUAGUGAAUUACCAAAUUGACUAGUUUUCGGGCUUUUUGCCUGGAUUCUGAGAGAGACGCUAUUUUUCUGACUGAUGAUACCAGUUUCAAGGAGGGUAAGGGUAAAUAGUCCUGUGAGAAUGUGGCCUCAUCUCCGUGGCUCAUGCUCUCUGUGGCUGGGUGUAGGGUUGACUAGAACUCCCCCCCGCCCCCCAGAGGACUGCAGACAUGGACAAGUCACCUGGAAGCUGGGGUGUCUGGGGCCUCCUUGGUCUUUACUCUCCCCUCCGGGGCUGGCAGGGGGUGGGGGGCGCGUGGAGGGUGGGAGGGCGGUGGCUCUGGUGCCCAUGGCUCCUGGGCUGUGGCCCUUGACUGGCCUGGGAGUGAAAGAACAGGGCUGGGCCCGACCCACCCACAUGCUUACACCUGACACAUUUAAUUGUGACAUUAAAAAUGAUCUCGUAUUUUGGAGAGAAAGAAAAUCAUUUUCACAGAGUAGAUUUUUAACAAACAUGCACUAAUAAUACCCUCUUCCACCCUCCUGCUUUUCCUCCCCAACCCUCCACCAUCAAAACAAGGAAAUUGUCAUGAAUGGGAGAGUCAGGGCAGACUGACUGCUCCCAGGGAAGGGCCGUUACCCUGGCAGCCACACACCCGCAGGCCUGCUCGGCCUGGCGAGGGUCUAGACUGGGCUUUCUUCUGUAGACUUCCCAGUUGGCCACUGGCAGGCCCUCUGCUGUUCCCUCUGGCUCAAGAGAGCUGAGCCUUAGCAGGAGGCCCUGGGGAGAUGGCCCAGGCCAGGUGGUGUCCACUCAGCCAUUCUCCUCCUUCCUGUGCCUGCCCACCAUAGCCACCCGUGAGGGUCCUGGAGCCAGCUGCCCAGAGUUCCUGGCCGGCCAUGCCUCUGCCCUGGGGCAUGCCCACAGGGCUCCCCACUUACUUACCGAGUCUCUGGUCUCUUCCAGCUUGGGAGAGGCUAAGGCAGAGAUAGGGGCUUCCCCCAGACAGGUGUUGUCACUCACAUGGGUCUGUGGGCCCUAGCUCAUUGUCACAGACCAAACUGCUACUUGGCUUGGUGAUUCUUUGGGGGACAGAACGAGUCCUUCCCGAGGGCAGGCCCAGGAUCACCACCACUGGGACGGACCUAGGAAGACUCCGGCCCUUUCCCCAGCAGUAGCCUGGCCCCUGCCCCUCCUGUUGCCCAUGCACUGAUCAUGAAGCCACCGGCCACAGCCACGUGUUGCACAUACGCCCUCGUGGAUCCUGGCAUUGUGGUGGGGGGUCCCCAAGUCCUCUGCUCAGUUCCAGGGCCUGGUGGCUAGUUUUGAACUUGUGUUGACUAUUGAUACUUAUUUACGAUAUAAAUAUAAUUUAUCAUUUGUAUCAUGA
Molecule: messenger RNA, 4907 nt
Organism: Sorex araneus (European shrew)
Lineage: Eukaryota; Metazoa; Chordata; Mammalia; Eulipotyphla; Soricidae
Gene: EPN2
Product: epsin 2
Exons: 13
Coding region: 848-2725 (625 amino acids)
Biological process (GO): endocytosis
Cellular component (GO): endosome; plasma membrane; clathrin vesicle coat
Molecular function (GO): phospholipid binding; clathrin binding
Source: RefSeq, a predicted model, not a curated record